Messenger RNA from Symsagittifera roscoffensis, 1228 nucleotides. RefSeq names its product fibulin-1-like. Gene Ontology annotation, molecular function: calcium ion binding. NCBI's taxonomy places the organism in Eukaryota, Metazoa, Xenacoelomorpha, Acoela, Convolutidae. The record is from RefSeq and is a predicted model, not a curated record. The coding region runs from base 39 to 1082 and encodes 347 amino acids. The transcript has 7 exons.
UAUUUUCCACAAAAACGUUUCCAUUCUAAAUUAACUCCAUGCUUAGUUCUUAUUUCAACUUUUUCGUAGUUUUUCUCAACUUGAUCACACGGUCGCUCUCUUUCGUGUGUGAUCAAAGCUUAAAUGACUGUGGCUCUAAUGGGUUCUGCAUUUCUGGCUCAUGCCGAUGUCUGCCUGGAUGGGAUGGGGUGACUUGUGACCUUGACGCGGACGAGUGUUCCUCUGAGAACGGGGGCUGCCAAAUUAACUGCAUCAACACCCCUGGCUCAUUCUACUGUGGUUGUGCUGAUCCAGGCUACCAGACAUCUGCCAACGGAUUUGUCUGCAUAGACGCAGACGAAUGUGUUCUGGGCACAGACGAUUGCGAUGAGUCAUCUUCCACCUGUUCCAACUCAGAGGGAUCCUUCAAUUGCGACUGCAAAACAGGCUAUGAGACCAGUGGACCCAAUACAUGCACAGAUGUUGACGAGUGUGACCUUGGCAUUGACAUGUGUGAUGACUUGUGUGUGAACACAGUGGGAUCUUACUUGUGCUUCUGUCAGCAACCCAAUCAGAUUCUGCUCAGCGAUGGGUUCUCAUGCUCAACAAUAUGUUUACUUGAUUCUGAAUGCAACGGUCCAUCUAAUGGAUAUUGUGACUCAAACCACACCCGGAAAUGCAUCUGUGUCGAGGGUCGACAGGGAUCCGAUUGCUUCUCGGAUGUAGACGAGUGCUUAUCCGACAACGGACAAUGUGCCCAAAUAUGUAUGAACACUGCGGGUAGUUUCGUCUGUGAAUGCCGGGACGGGUUUGAAGUAGACCCACUGAACUCGUUUCAAUGUUUGGAUUUGAACGAAUGUGAUGCAAAUUUGGACAGUUGUCAACGGAAUGCGAUCUGUCUCAACUCUGUCGGAUCUUUCUCCUGUCUGUGCAAGACCGGUUUCAGUCCUGAAUCGCCUGACUUCUCAAAAUGCUUGGAAGAGAAAUCAAUUGAUGCAAUUCUUUAUGCUGGAGCGAAGAUGCUACAAUAUUUUGGACCACAAACUGUUUUCAUUGGUCUUAUUCUUACUAUCUUUAAUUCAUACAUUUGUUUGAUCUACUGAUUUCUUGAACACUACAUUAAAAUGUUUGCAAAAAUAUAUUUGAACUGUUUAUAUUUGAUAACUUACUUAUCAUGUCACAGAGUGUAAAUAAUACUAUUUUAAAACGUUUGUAAAAAAAAUAUUUGAACUGCUUACAUUUGAUAACU